AUGGAUAUAAUAACAAAAGAAUUACUCGUGCCAGUAAAAUAUAUAAAAGUAACAGAUGGUAGAAUUUGUUUAACUGUUCACAAAAGCUGGCUGACCAACUUACUUACCAUAGGUCCAAUUUCAUUUAUUAAUCAUGAACGAUUAACAGAUGAUGAAAUUGCAGCUCACCCUAUGCUUGAAGAAUUGGGUUCUGAUUGGAUCAGAAUAUACGUCAGAAAUUAUGAAAAGCAACAUAAAUAUGCUGUUCCACUCCCAAGAGGAAGAAAUAUAAAUAGAAAUACUCAUGCUGAUCUAACAUUCUCACAACUAAUGCACUAUGUUGCAGAAACUAAUUAUCGAAAUUUAUGGAAAGAAUGUUAUAAAAAAUAUUACAGUCCAUGGAAUUGUAUAGAACAUAAAGAUCAAUGUAAUAUAACUGCUAAUAUUAGUGAUAUAUCAAUUAUGCAAGAAAUAUUACAAAAAAUGUAUGGUUGUACUCUAGUACAAAUUCUAAAUGGAUCAGUGGUGUCUGUAUCACCUGGUGUGUCAACCGAAGUGCACUGUAAUCUUCUUCCAAUCAUAUUUGCUGUUGAAACUGCAUCUGCUUUUCUAACAUUACAUGAACAAACUGCAGAAUACUCUCUUCGUGAGUGUGUAACAUAUAGCCCUGCUGCUUUAAGUGCAAGUCAUGGAAAACCAUUGUUUUUGAUAUAUCAAUUAUUACAAUUAUCUAGAGACUUGCAUGAUCGAGGUCUAGUAUUAGGUGAAAUUACUCUUAGUGAUAUUUUACUCAUGGAUAAUUUUACUAUUCAGGUGUUACCAAGAGUAAGUGACAAUAUAUACAUAAAACCUGAAAGUGAGCUUUCAAAAGUUUCUGCUAAUCAAGAAAUGAAAAGAAAAAAUUUUAGUGGAUGUAAAAAAAGUUAUGAUAUAACUUCAUCAAAUUCUAUAUUACAAGGAAAUUCGAAAUUUGGAAUGAAUGAAAAUAUUGAAAAGUUAUGUGAAAUGUGGGUAUAUAAUUGUAUUAGCAACUAUGAUUAUUUGACUGCAUUAAACAAUUUGGCUGGUAGAAGAUAUGGUGAUCCAAGUUGUCAUCAUGUAAUGCCUUGGGUCACAGAUUUCACAUCAAGAUGUGGUAAUAAUUGGAGAGAUUUGACAAAAUCCAAAUUUCGAUUGAACAAGGGUGAUAGACAAUUAGAUUUAACAUUUGAUUCACAGUCAACUGAAGUAGGACAUCAUGUAUCAGAUGUAUUAUCAGAAAUUACAUAUUACGUUUACCUUUCCCGUCGUUAUCAUAAAUCUGUUCUUUGCAAGUAUGUACGACCUCAAUGGGUUCCAGGAGAAUAUCCGGCUUCUAUACAGAGAUUACAUGAUUGGAGUCCAGAUGAAUGUAUACCACAAUUCUUCAAUGACCCUAAUGUUUUUAAGUCAAUUCAUGAAGAUUUACCAGAUUUAAAAAUUCCUGGAUGGGCUACUUCUCCAGAAGAUUUUAUUGAAAGGCACAGGGAAGCUUUAGAAAGCUUUCAUGUUUCCGAAAGAUUACAUCAUUGGAUAGACUUAACUUUUGGUUACAAGUACAUAUUCUUUAUUGUAAUACGUAUUGAUAUAGUUGACAAUCACACCAGUUUAACUAAUUCUGGUGUUGUUCAACUUUUUACACAGCCACAUCCACAAAAAAUUAUUCCUUCCCCUUAUUGGUGUAAGAUUCCACCUCGGUUACGUUCAUCUUUCUUAACAAAUAAGUAUAAAAAUGAUCAAUCUGGAAAUAGAACUAGUGAUGACGAAGGCCAUAGUUCUGAGUUUGAAGAAGAAGAACUACCAACAUCAAUUAUAAGUACAUCAAGAUCAUCACCUUUGGUUUUAAGUCGAUUAUUGAGUCGUUCUCGAGGUUCUUUACUCACUGCUGAAGACAGUAUUAAACAAGAUAAAUCCACAAAUCAGGCAAUAAUUCUUCCGAAAGAUUAUAAUCCUAUUGCGGCUAUUAUGCAGGUGGAAACCAUGCAUACAUUUAUGAAUAAAGUAAGCUCUCAAGUAUACAAACCAGAAAUUGAAUUACAUGAAUUAUCCACAAAUUAUAAACAAAUUGUGGCUAGUGGACGUAUCAAAGAACAACAAAUUCUUGGUUGUCUAAUUGUGGAAAUAUUUUUAUCUAAUAAAUUUCGAGCAACGUGGAAUGUUGAAAAGCUAUCAUUUACAAAAAGACUUGCAACAUGUGUAAACACCUUGAAAAGUGCAGCAGAUAGUUUACCCAAAUGUGUAAGAAAUGCUGUGGCUUUAUUACUUCAAGUUGAUAUUAUAUCAAAAACUUACAAUAUUGAUAAUGUAGAAAUAACUGAUAUGCCUUUUCGUUACCCAACUAUUACACAUAUGGGCCUACCUCCACCAUCUGCCCAUCAAUUUUUACAACCAAUAUUUUCGGGAAGUUUAUUUCCAUUUUCCAAGUACUAUAAAUAUUUGUUUAAUAUUGUAGAAAUGUUACAAGAAUACAAUAGUUUAGUACGUGAAUUAAAUUUUAUAAUGAAAUCUGAAGAUGAUAUAGAUUUUAUAUUUAAAACAAAAAUGAAAUUUCUUUGCAAAAUUAGCGAAUGUAAAGUGAAAGCAAUUGCAAGGGAAUUAGAACAUUUAUUGUUUUAUACUGGAAUUGCAAGAGAAGCAUGUUUAGAAUUAAUAGUGCCACAUAUACAACAAAUAAUGGAAGAACCUUAUAGUGCUGUUUUGGCUGCUUGGUAUUUGUUUGAUCCUAUUGCGAAAGCAUUAGGUCCGAAAGAUGCUGCACGAACAUUUCUUUUACCUAUUAUGAAAUUAUAUGAAAAUGGUUCUUUCAUGGAUAGUUCUUCACAUGCUGAUAUACUUCCUUCAGGAUUAAUAGCAAAAUUUAAAACUACUCGGUUAUAUCAUAGAAAUUUUUUGUUGAAGCUUAUGGUAAGGUUGAGUUUACGACGAUUUUUGGAAAAUUUUAUCGCACCCCUUGUAGAAGCAGUUGGAGGAUAUAGAGACUAUGUACAAGGAUCUUCAUCUUAUGCUCAUAAAACUGCCAAUCUUAAAAGUUGUGAUUUAAGUGGGAUGUGUAAUGAAGGAGAAGGAAUUUUAUCUCCUUUAGAUGAAGAUUUUUCUGCAGAUUCAGAACAUAUUUCCUUAUCACCUGGACCUACAACUAGUGAUCAUGUACAGGAUAUAAAUUCAAUUGAUAAUGAUGUUGAAGAAGUAUUCACAAUGGAAGCAGAAGAAAAUGAUAUUGAUUUACAUGUUGAUUUAAGUUUGAGUCUUAAUGAUGAAUUAAGUGAAGAAGGAAGUAAAAUUUCACCGCUCAAAUCAGUUAAAUCACCGACAAUUCCUAUACCAAAAGCAUCUAAUUCUUCCAAUACAUUUUUAACGGAGUUCAAUAAUAUUGGUUGUAAUGUAGGAAGUAAAACUUCCAAUGAUGAAUUUACUUAUGGUGCAUUUAGCCACUCUACUAAUACUUCUGAGGAAUUAUAUGCUGUAGGACUAGAAGAACAAAAUUCCAUAAUAUUACCAACAGAUGAUACUAAAUCUGAUAUUGUGAUGCGUGAAGAUAUUCAAAUAGACCACACUUGUCAAAAAUCAACAUCUAAUGAGUGUACAACUUCUGAAAUGGGAGCCGAAUCCAUUAUUUGGUUGUCUCAUCGGCUUGGUCCUGUACUUACUGCUCGAUAUUUAUCUCGAAAUUUAUUGAGAAUGCUUACAUUAUGUUACACUGGAAAAGAAAAUUUAACGACGAUCAAUUAUACUUUUCUGUGUAUGGAAGGUAUUCCUUGGAAUAAAAAAGUUUUAAUUGGUGAUCGUAAUGCUACAAAAGUUUUGGAAUGUCUUGCAGCCAUUGCAGGUCUGUAUGGAGAACAAAUUAUAGUACUGCAGUAUUUUGCACACAUGGUAGAACUUUUAGCUCUUUGUAAAAGAAAAUUAACACAAAAUUUGGAAGGAGGACUCAUUUCAUGUUUGACUCUCUUAAAUUAUAUUACAUCAUACCUUAGUGAUGUGGUUUUAAUGGAUGUGCUUCACGAACCAAUUGUGAAAUCAAUACUAUAUCCUACAGUUCGUAUAUUAUCAUCUACGAGAUUUACUUUCCCUAAUGGUGUAGUUGCACGUACUAUAAUGGCAGAAAAAUGUUUGGAAACUUUAUUUAUGUUCAGUUUACGAUUGGGAAGUGUCAUUACAAGAAAUCAUCUUGCUGUACCUAUUCAACGAUUUUUCUUAGCAUUUGAUAAAUCAUUUAAUCAGAAAUUAACUUAAACACAGAUAAACACUAUAACAUAUAGCAACAUAUAUUCAUCUAGGGCAAAAGUUUCGAAUGAAGAUAAUAGAGAUACUGUUGGACUUCAAACAAACUUUAAUGCAGAUGUUGCUGAUUCUUAUUCUCCACCUGUUACAGAAAACAUGGAUGCAUCUGAUCCUCAAAAGAAUAAGGCACUUGAAGAAUUAAAAGCUGUAUUUACAACAGAAUUUGCUCAUAAAACAUAUAUGCUUUUUUAUAAAUGUAUAGACAGUGAAAUAAUGGAACAAAUACUUAAAAAUCAUGAACAUAUACAUGAUUUAUGUCAUAAAUAUGAACAAGAAAUAAAAGUAACUCCCAUUGUUGAUGAUAACAAGUAUAAUAUACCAUACAAUAAUUGUAAUAUAACAGAAAGUAUAGAAUUAACAAAUAAAGUUGCAUCUAAUUUCGGAAAUGUAUCAGUCGUGGGAAAUAGAUUUGCAGUGCAAAAAACUGAUAUUGAAGAUCAUGUUACUUCAGAAAGCACAAUAUUUAAUCGUGAAGCAAGUUGCUCUUCAUCAACUGGAAGGCAAUUACGAGGAAAUUGGUUAGCAUAUUGGGAACAUGAAAUUGGAAGAUCAGAGAAAGAUACAGCAUUUAAUAUAAAACAAAUUAAACUUCAAACUUUUAGUGGUCACACUAAUAGUGUCAGAUGUCUAUAUGUAUUAGAUAAUGAGAAUAGUUUCAUGAGUGGAGGAAGAGAUAAGACUGUAAAAUUGUGGAGUUUAAGAAGUCAGGGGGAUGGAAACACUGUUUCAUCUUGUCAAUACACCUACACUGGACAUAGAAAGACUAUUCUUGCUCUUACAUUCCUAGAAUCUUUAAGAUAUGUAGUUACUUGUGAUGGUACAAUCCAUUGUUGGGAUCCUUUCAUGGGUUCUCUCCUUGGAUAUCCAGAAAGCUCUCGCCCAGUGCCUGUAAAUACACUGACUGCAAGUCCCUCUCCAUCUACAACUUUACUUGUGGGCACAGCUGAUAAUACAUUGAGAGUUAUUGAUUGUAGAACAUUUCAAUAUGUAAAUGAAAUGAAAGUAUCUGUAAAUCCAACAACUUUAAUUAAAUGUAUUGCAGUAGCACCUAGUGGUUAUUGGGUAGCAUUGGGUCAAGCAUCAGGUUUUUUAACAAUUUUAGAUAUUCGUACUGGUUUAAUUAUUGCAUCUUGGAAGGGUCAUGAAUGUGAAAUAUUACAAUUGGAGGCAAUCAAUGAAACAACUAUAAUUAGUUCUUCACUAGACGAAACAAUUGCUGUAUGGAGUGCAUUGGAUGGGAAACUAAAAUUUCAUAUGAAAGGCUCCACGGAACCAGUCCAUUGUAUGUCUGCAUACGAACAAGAAUUAAUAAUAGGGACAACGGCAAAUCGUGUUGGAGUUUACACAUCUAUAGUAGCAACAGCCUCAUUCUCAUCAUCAAAAUUAAAGUCUGACACAUUUAAAGGACUCCUUACCACAAUGGCGGUUCUUCCUCUUAAUCGAUUAUUAUUAUUAGGUGCAGAUAAUGGCGGCAUAACAUUAAUUUGUUAA
Habropoda laboriosa is the source of this 5769-nucleotide messenger RNA. It is a transcript of the gene Wdr81, whose product is annotated as WD repeat-containing protein 81. Gene Ontology annotation, biological process: aggrephagy. Gene Ontology annotation, cellular component: mitochondrion. The record is from RefSeq and is a predicted model, not a curated record. Lineage: Eukaryota; Metazoa; Arthropoda; Insecta; Hymenoptera; Apidae. Gene Ontology annotation, molecular function: protein binding; phosphatidylinositol 3-kinase regulator activity.